UAUAUAUAACUCUGAAAUUCUUUUUCUCUCUUUCCUGUAGAUCUCCCACCUCAUCCGUCUUCCUCUCUCUCUUCGUCGUCUCCAUUUCAGAUUCUGCUACUUCUUGUACCUGGGUUUCCACCUGACCAAUUUCGAAUUCUGUUCGUCAUUUGGGUCUUGAUCAAUCAAACUUCUUGCACAAGAUGUACUUCCUGCAUCUUCAUACCAAAAUGCAGUUUUUGAGCUGGUUUUUGAAUCCAAAUGGAUGCCAAGAAGUUCAUUCAGUUGGUCGAGGAGAAGAAGAAGCGAGUUUUGGAAAGGAAAGAAGCCCCGUUUAAAUGGCAGCAGAGGCUAGAAGCUGCUGCAAAAGCAAGAGCUGAUGCCGAAGCCAGAGAAAGGAAGGCAAAGUUGGCAAAAAAGAAUAAAAGAAAAUCUGUAUCUGGUUACGAGAGUGAGAGUGAAUCUGACAGCAGUCAUGGGGACAGAAAGUCCAGAAAAAGAUCUCAUAAGAAGCACAGAAAGCACUCCCAUUCUGAUUCUGGGGAUGAGAAGAGGGAGAAGAAAUCCAAGCAUAGGUCAAAGAGACGCUCUUCGGACUCAAAUGACAGCAGUGAUGAUUGUGAUAGCUCUGAAGAAGAUAGAAGAAGGAGGAAGUGCUCUCAGAGAAAGCACAGUCGGCAAUCUCGCAAUGGUUCAAGAUCCGAGGAUUCUAGUUCUGAUUACUCUUCUGGUGAAGAUGCUGCUGUGAGGAGAUCUCACAAGAGGCACCACAAACGCAACAAGAAGUCAGACUCUGAUUCUUCUGAUUACUCUGAAGCGGAUGAUCGGAGGAGAAGCCAUUCCAAGCACCACAAGCGUCAUCGUCGAUCCAGGUCUAAUGACUCAGAUUCUUCUAGUGAUGAUGACUCGCUGGAAAAGAGAAAUCACAGGAGGUCCCGCAAACAGCACAGAAGAUCACACAGUGUUGAUUCUUCGGAUUCUCAUGGCCACAAGCAUGAUAGGAGGAGCCGAUCACUAGGAAAAUCAUCUGAUGAUAACUGUGAUGAAGCUGCCAAACAUAGACACAAGAAAGGUGAUCGUCACCACCAUCAUCACCAUCACAAGCAUGCAAACCACAGCAGCGUGAAAGAACUUGCUGCUUCGGGCAGUCAACCAUCUGAAGCAAAUGGAAAUUAUCUGCAGCAUGGAGAUACCAAUACCAAUUGCCAUUUGAAUGGCAGCUGCUCAAAACAAGAGGUUGGCACAGAGGUGAAAGGAAAGAUUGACCCUGAGAAUGGACACCUUGCUGACCUCAGCAAGUAAUUACGAAAGACUAAGUUUUUCGUUGAACUUGAUUGUCGUCUUGUUUUAGCAUUUUCUAUCAUUGUUAAGGGUUUCUGUGAGGAAGUCAUCUUUCUCUUGGUUUCAGGAGUUAUCCUAGCCUUUGCACAAGUAUUGACCUUGCUUUACAUUACCUAAUGUGGGUUCAUUGUUAAUUGUACAUCGACUUUAGUGUGUUUUGCUUUAUACCAGUUCAGUCAGCUGAUUUGAUGAAAUAGUUUUCUUUAUUCUCUACUCUACACAAUUAAGCCAAUUUUAACUCUUGA
Chenopodium quinoa (quinoa) is the source of this 1565-nucleotide messenger RNA. RefSeq names its product pre-mRNA-splicing factor CWC22 homolog. The coding region runs from base 241 to 1281 and encodes 346 amino acids. Lineage: Eukaryota; Viridiplantae; Streptophyta; Magnoliopsida; Caryophyllales; Amaranthaceae. The record is from RefSeq and is a predicted model, not a curated record. The transcript is spliced from 3 exons.